This is a messenger RNA of Lactuca virosa, 987 nucleotides long. Lineage: Eukaryota; Viridiplantae; Streptophyta; Magnoliopsida; Asterales; Asteraceae. The record is from the annotation of a GenBank genome assembly.
AUGAACGGUAUAGGUGGUUGUUGUAUUGCAAGGCAUGCGAGACGAGGUGGAUGUGGUGGGAUGUACGGCAUGUCGAAGGUGGAGAGGAUAAUGCUAAAGUACAGGCCGAUCGCGCCUAAACCGGUGGCUGCUGGGCCAGGUUCCGGUGGUUCCACGACGGAGACUAGCGAUGGGUAUGUUAAGUGUGGAAGAGGUAAGAGAAAGUAUGUUAGGGCUAACGGGAACAAAAAGAAGAAUGGUAAUUCGAAGAGAGGCAAUAGUGAAAACAAAAAGGCGACGACGUCGUUAUGUCCACCGCCUCCGUCUACUACAGAAGAUACGGUUGUGACGCUUUCUUUGUUGCCGGAGACUCCAGAUCGGAAAGAGAACUCACAGGUUACAGGUUUUGCAGAUCUGUUAUCGUCAACCCAGAUAAAGAAGUGUAAGUGCAAUAACAACAAAAAAUCAGCACCGGCGCCUGUCUGGUUGAGCUUUGACAGCAAGGAGCAAAAGGUAGGGUUUGAUCCAGUUGUAGUGAGACCUCCACCGCCACCGCCACCUCAACGACUGCAAGUGGUGUCAUACGUGACAGUGGAAUGCGUGAGAGAGAGUUGGGUAGACGGAUUAGGGAUAGACUACUGUACGGACAAGGAAAGGGUCAUGAACAUGGAGAGGGACACGUGUCCUGGGUUCAUAUCGGACGGCCAAGAUAGGGUGGUGUGGUCUAACAAGGCGUUCAGACUGAUGGUCGGAGUUGGAGACGUGAUCAGCGGAGAGGACAUGUCGGUGGUGUUGGUGAGGAAGAAUAAUUGGAUGCCAUCGCCGGUAAGAUACCCAACUUUCACCUGCAAGGUGACGAUAACCGCCGCCGUCGCCACUUACUGUAACGGCACAACUCCUUCACCGGCGUCUCCGACGCGAACGCUGCCGUGUGACGUUUGGAGGAUGGAGCGUGGUGCCUGCGCAUGGCGAUUGGACGUCAAAGCAGCCCUUAGCUUGGGUCGGUAA